Cynocephalus volans (Philippine flying lemur) is the source of this 750-nucleotide messenger RNA. It is a transcript of the gene SPIN4, whose product is annotated as spindlin family member 4. Gene Ontology annotation, biological process: regulation of DNA-templated transcription; gamete generation. The transcript has a single exon. Bases 1 to 750 code for a protein of 249 amino acids. Gene Ontology annotation, cellular component: cytosol; nucleoplasm. The record is from RefSeq and is a predicted model, not a curated record. NCBI's taxonomy places the organism in Eukaryota, Metazoa, Chordata, Mammalia, Dermoptera, Cynocephalidae.
AUGUCUCCUCCGACCGUGCCUCCGAUGGGGGUAGACGGUGUGUCCGCAUACCUGAUGAAGAAAAGGCACACCCACAGAAAGCAGCGGCGCAAGCCCACUUUCCUCACUUGUAGGAACAUCGUGGGCUGCCGCAUUCAACACGGCUGGAAGGAAGGCAACGAGCCCGUAGAGCAAUGGAAAGGCACCGUACUCGAGCAGGUUUCCGUGAAGUCCACUCUCUACAUUAUUAAAUAUGAUGGCAAAGAUAGUGUAUACGGACUAGAACUACACCGAGAUAAGAGGGUUUUGGCGUUAGAGAUCCUUCCUGAGAGAGUGCCAACUCCUCGCAUCGAUUCGCGCCUGGCAGAUUCCCUGAUUGGCAAGGCAGUGGGGCAUGUGUUUGAAGGCGAGCAUGGUACGAAAGAUGAAUGGAAGGGUAUGGUCCUGGCGCGAGCCCCGGUGAUGGAUACUUGGUUUUACAUUACCUAUGAGAAAGAUCCGGUCCUCUAUAUGUACACGCUGCUGGAUGACUACAAAGAUGGUGACCUGCGCAUCAUACCAGAUUCCCACUACUAUUUCCCUACUGCAGAACGGGAGCCUGGAGAGGUGGUCGACAGCCUCGUGGGCAAGCAGGUGGAGCACGCCAAAGAUGACGGGUCCAAGAGAACCGGCAUUUUUAUACAUCAAGUGGUGGCCAAGCCGUCUGUCUACUUCAUUAAGUUUGACGAUGAUAUUCACAUUUACGUCUAUGGUUUGGUGAAAACCCCCUAA